This is a messenger RNA of Oncorhynchus gorbuscha (pink salmon), 1196 nucleotides long. Its product is annotated as artemin-like. The record is from RefSeq and is a predicted model, not a curated record. NCBI's taxonomy places the organism in Eukaryota, Metazoa, Chordata, Actinopteri, Salmoniformes, Salmonidae. The transcript has 4 exons. Gene Ontology annotation, molecular function: growth factor activity; glial cell-derived neurotrophic factor receptor binding; receptor tyrosine kinase binding. Bases 200 to 1057 code for a protein of 285 amino acids.
ACUGACAGGAUUUGGUGGAGAGCAGAACAGAAAGGCUUGGCCGCAUAGAGGGAGGCGCCUUUAGUGCUCUCCUGAAACCAAAGCCUUUGAAGAUAAAAAAAAAAAACUUCAAGCAAAGAGGACAUAACCUGAAAAGUUGGACGCAUGAGAAUUAUGUACCUUUAAAGGACAUCGUUGUGUGAAUUUUCACCGCCAAGCCAUGCUCCACAGCCGACCAGGGGCUUGCUGGGGAAAAGUGUCUGACCUCACUGGCGCGCACGCAGAUUGGACUAAAACGCAUUGGAUAGCAGGUGGGCCAAGAUGGAGGACGAGGAGGAGAGACAGACCAGGGGUGACCACCAGACCAUCAGCAGGUGCACCUUACCACCUGAGGAAUGUGAAGGUGCUGCUGUGGAUGGUUGUCUCUCUGCUGCCCCUGGUGGAGGGGGCCUGUAUGGGCGCUGGUUUGGAGGCAGAUUCUGUCCAGGCUGUGGGACUGGUGGGAGGGAUGGGGGAAAGGCAGCUCCCAGACACUCUACCUGAGGUGGAUGAGGAACAAGAGGAGAAGAGUGACCCGUACUCCCCCUGGCAUGGCCUCUAUGACCUCUCUGUGAUGGACGAAGUGGACGACCACCCUAGUGGCCGGUGGGGGAGACGUUCCCCUCGCAACUCCGACCCCGAACCAAAAGGCUCGGCCAAGAAAAAGAAGAGGAGGAAGAAGAAAGAGAGGGAUAGAAAGGGCAAAGGGAAUGGCCGGCAGCCCCAGCAGAGCAGCCCAGACUGCAGGGUGGAGAAACGAGAGAUGCGGGUGCGGGACUUGGGCCUGGGCUUCGACUCGGACGAGAUCAUCCUAUUCAAGUUUUGCGUGGGAUCCUGCCAGUCGUCCAGGACCAACUACGACCUGGCUCUAAGAGCCCUGAUGGAGAAAGGGGCCCUUCCGCGGAGGACCUCCCGGCGAGUCAGCGCCCACCCCUGCUGCCGGCCCGACAGCUACGAGUCCGUGUCCUUCAUGGACGCCCACACCGCGUGGCAGACCAUCCAGUCGCUGUCAGCGGCCAGCUGCAUGUGUAUGGGCUGAGGGAGCCAGCCUGGAGGAGGGAGAAUAGGAGGGGGUGGCGACUGGCUGUCACUCACCCCUGCCUGAGAAUAUACAAAUGGUGGCUCGCCAUUGAGGCUGGGUCUAGGGAGAGCCUCUGGGUUCUGGAAGGGCAGAAGUG